AUGACUGGUCCAUAUAUUUUUGAAUUUGAAAAUAUUUUAAGGAAGUUAUCAAGAGAUCCAUUAGUACAUCGCCCUGAUAUUACCUUUGGAAAACUUGAAAAUGGACUUGACUAUUGUAUAUUAGACCAUAAAUCUAUUCUUAAUUCUUUAUUCUGUUCAUUGGUUGUUCAUGUCGGUAGUAUCCAUGAAGAGGAUAAUGAAAAAGGAUUGGCUAAUUUUGUACAAAAGUGUAUGUUAAGUGAACUUAUGCAAAAAACAAAAAAUACACAAUAUUGUAAAGAUCUGAAAAUGAAUGCUUCAACUGAUUUUCAUUAUACUGUAUUUAAUAACACUAUAGAAUACAAAAAAGAUUGCAAAAAUCACAAAAAAGAAGCCAAGGAACUUUUGGAAAUACUUGAAUGCUUUUAUGAAACUUUAGAACUUUUUUACAAUGAAAACUUUAGUAAAAAAAACCAAAAUAAUAUAUUUGAAAUAAAAUUAGAUAUAAAAGAUUCAAUAUAUAAAUCAGAAAAUUAUUUACCAUACCUAAUUGAGAAGCAGCUAUUUAAACAGCUUCAUUUCAAUACACUCCUCAAUGAUCACUGGCCAAUUGGUACUAAUGAAUGUGUCGAAAAAUUCGAAUUUCAAGACAUAUAUCAAUUUUUUAAGAAAUGGUAUAAACCUUCAAACAUUUGUAUUUUUAUUAUUGGUGAUAUAUAUACUGAUAAACAAAAUAUUGUAGCAAAUCUCUCUAAAAUAAUGAAAAAUUUUUCUUAUGAAGACACGUUUGACCAAAAUGGGAUUCAAGAAUUCUACGACAUAUUUUCAGUAAAAAAUAGGAUUGGAUAUGAGUAUAUAGCUUCAAAAAUUGGUACACCAUCGAACUACUAUUAUGCUGGGAGUCCUCGCGAACUUUUGUACAGUAACAGUCUAAUUAAUUUGGUUUCAAUCACAAUUUGUACAAAGCUAGAAUUAUUUCCAUUACUCGAUGAGGGAGAAAUAUUUUGCAAUGCAAUAGAUAGUAUUAUAUCAUACUUACUCGAACUAAACUUCAGAAAAUUUGAAUUAUCUAACAACUCGGAUUAUCCUAUUGCAAUAGCAUCCUGGGAUCUAUACAAUUCAUCUAGGGAACAUUGCUGCUGGAAUUCCUUGACAAUUACCUCAGAUUUAUCAAAUUGGCAAGAUAUAUUGGCGAGUUGUAUAGUAAAAAUUAAAUAUUUAUAUACGCAGCUAUUAAGUAAGGAUGAAUAUGACUUUGUACUAUUAAGGCUCAAGGAAGACUAUAAAAUUGCCAUAAUUGAAGAAUCUAAUGAAGAUACCAAAAUUUUGUUGGAUUCAAUAAUUGAUCAUUGGUUAUGUGGGAGUAUACCAUUAAAUAAAACUCAGGAAUACCAAUUAUUCUGCAAAGUUGUCGAAUAUAUUAGCCCGGAAAUUAUCAUGUAUAGAUGCAAACAACUGUUUUAUUAUAUAAUUAAUUAUUUUCAUGAAGAUACUAGCUCUAUUGAAAAGAAUUGUAUUGGUUCAAUAUUUAUCUGUGCUCCUAAGAUGAAUAAUUUAAAAUUAGGUGAUGAGAACUAUACCUUACAGGGAAAUCACAAGAAGUCUGUAUUCAACUAUAACUUGAAUGCAAAGCAUAUAAAUCAGCCAUCUACAAAUAAAGUGCAAAGUGACAUGAAAAUUGAAUAUGUAAUAGAUAUAAUAAGGCACGCAAUUGAGUCCAAGGAUUUAAUACCUAUACUGCAUAUAUCAAAACAUGAUAAGACAGAAUCUACUCAGAAUAAAAGAUUAAACAUAAAUAAUUGUUAUGAGGCAAAAAAACGAAUAAGCUUUAGAUACUACUUACCUCAAACAUUGCUUAGAAUUCACGACUUUUUUUGGUAUAAGAUUCGUGCUAUAUUUUAUAGUCGUGUAAAUGAGAACCCCUAUAUCUGUAAUGGGAAUUAUUCAAUUGAACAGUUAGAUAAUAUUGCUAAUCAGAUGAAUUUUGAAUUCGAAUUUGAAAAUAAAGAUAUUAAUGAAAAAAUAUAG
Molecule: messenger RNA, 2007 nt
Organism: Cryptosporidium muris RN66
Lineage: Eukaryota; Apicomplexa; Conoidasida; Eucoccidiorida; Cryptosporidiidae
Product: insulinase, putative
Exons: 1
Coding region: 1-2007 (668 amino acids)
Molecular function (GO): metal ion binding
Source: RefSeq, a predicted model, not a curated record